Molecule: messenger RNA, 1707 nt
Organism: Monopterus albus (swamp eel)
Lineage: Eukaryota; Metazoa; Chordata; Actinopteri; Synbranchiformes; Synbranchidae
Product: arylsulfatase I-like
Exons: 2
Coding region: 1-1707 (568 amino acids)
Molecular function (GO): sulfuric ester hydrolase activity
Source: RefSeq, a predicted model, not a curated record
AUGGCAACGACAGCUCUGACCGGUUUCUCCAUGAUGAGCUUGCUCAGCCUCGGUUACCUGACCUGGGAUUUGAUGAGUCCUAAUCAGGUGGAAAAUGAGCCAGAUCAAACUUUUGUUAACAGGUCUCCUAUUCCACAGCCUCCUCACAUUAUUUUCAUUAUGACAGACGACCAGGGAUUCAACGACAUCGGCUAUCAUGGCUCUGACAUCAGGACACCGGUGCUGGACAAACUGGCUGCUGACGGAGUGAAGCUGGAGAAUUACUACAUCCAGCCCAUCUGCACUCCGUCUAGAAGCCAACUCAUCACCGGCAGGUACCAAAUUCACACUGGGCUUCAGCACUCCAUCAUCCGGCCCCGCCAGCCCAACUGCCUGCCCUUUGACCAGGUUACCCUGCCCCAGCGGUUGCAGGAGCUCGGCUACUCCACCCACAUGGUCGGCAAGUGGCACCUAGGCUUCUACAAGAAGGAGUGUUUGCCCACUCGCCGUGGCUUCAACACAUACUUUGGCUCUUUAACAGGCAGUGUGAACUAUUAUACCUAUAACUCCUGUGAUGGCCCUGCCCUGUGUGGCUUUGACCUCCAUGAGGGGGAGUCGGUUGCCUGGGGUCAAAUGGGCAAGUACUCCACCCAUCUGUACACGCAGAGAGUCCGCAAGAUCCUGGCAACCCAUGAUCCUCAGUCCCAGCCGUUGUUCAUCUUCCUCUCCUUUCAAGCAGUUCACACGCCCCUUCAGUCUCCACGUGAGUACAUCUACCCAUACCGUGGGUUGGGGAAUGUAGCACGCAGAAAGUAUGCUGCCAUGGUCUCGGCUGUAGAUGAGGCAGUUCGUAAUAUAACAUAUGCUCUCCGCAAGUAUGGCUACUACCAGAACAGCAUCAUCAUCUUCUCUACUGACAACGGUGGCCAGCCUUUGUCUGGUGGCAGUAACUGGCCACUCCGAGGACGUAAAGGCACUUACUGGGAAGGCGGUGUACGGGGUCUGGGGUUUGUCCACAGCCCUCUGUUGAGGAAAAAGAGGAGGGUGAGUAAAGCCCUGGUGCACAUCACGGACUGGUACCCUACACUGGUGGGACUAGCAGGUGGCAAUGAGUCACUGACUGAGGGGGUAGAUGGAUAUAAUGUUUGGGAAGCCAUUAGUGAUGGCAAAGAGUCACCCAGAUUGGAAAUUCUCCACAACAUUGACCCUCUCUAUAACCACGCACACAGUGGCUCCCUGCAGAAUGGAUAUGGGAUUUGGAACACAGCCAUACAGGCCUCCAUACGAGUUGGAGACUGGAAACUCCUCACAGGAGAUCCUGGUUAUGGAGACUGGAUCCCACCACAGAUGCUUCCAGGUUUCCCUGGUGACUGGUGGAACUUAGAGCGCCACACUGCACCCUGGAAAUCACUGUGGCUGUUCAACAUCUCUGGAGACCCCUACGAACGCUUUGACCUUUCUGAGCAGAGACCAGACGUUGUCAAAGAGCUUUUAGCCAGGCUGGUGUACUACAACCGCACUGCAGUGCCAGUAAGGUACCCAUCAGAGGACCCCCGGUCAAACCCCCUCCUGAAUGGAGGUGCCUGGGUCCCCUGGGUGGGAGAUGAGGAGGAGGACAGCUGGUUCCGUGUUUACCAGAAAAAGAACAAGGACUGGAAGAAGAGGCUGUCCAAAAGUAGAUCAUUUUUCUGGAGACUCAACAAGAGGAUUAUGUCCAACAGGAUAUAG